UCUACUUUACCAACUGAAUGCUGCUCAAGGCUCAAGGUUUCUUCAGCAAAUCAAACCACACUUUUUUAUUGUUGCUAUAGAGUGUACUAAGGUUACCGUCACCCUGGAACACCGUCAACAAGACAACAGGAUGAUCGACCCCCAAGAUACAUUCAAAAAGAAUCCAGAAGAAGAGGAUAAUAAUUUAACUACAAUUUACUAUACCACUGAUCCUUACACCUCGAUCACUUGUUUUGAAAAUAAUUCAACCGUCAUCUAUUCUCAAGUCACUGGUGCCAAUACUGGAGAAACAGAAGGUAAUUCUGGUGGUAUCGCCGUUGUUGCUUCAGCUCCUAUUGGAACAGUUUCUGCUCCAUCCAAUUUUCAAAUUCAAAAUGUCCGGGACACGGACAUUGUCCAUGUUAGAUGGCUCAUAGAAAAUUAUGAAACCGCGGAAGGCAUUUCUUUGCCUCGAUCUACAUUAUAUUCCCACUACCAAACCCAUUGUCAACAACAAGGUAUUGAACCUGUGAAUGCAGCUUCAUUUGGUAAACUUAUUCGCUCUGUUUUUGUCGGAUUACGUACAAGGCGCUUGGGAACUAGAGGAAAUUCAAAGUAUCACUACUAUGGUAUUAGAGUGAAACCCGGAUCUCCAUUGGCGCGCAUAACUGACAAUACUUCUGUGAGUAGUCCUGAAUCUGGUCAGCCAUCUGCCAAACGUAGUAAAACGAGCGGUUCUGAUGCUGGGGUAGAGUCAAUCAAGGAUAACAAUGUUGUGACAACAAAUGACAAUCACCAGGCAACCUUAACUGCAACUUCACCAGAGCUGCUACAGAGCUACCUAGGUGAUCCUAAGUCAAUUUUAGCCAAUGUUUGGCCGGAAGAGCCUAUUCCUUGUAAUGAUGCCGAAACACCAAGUGCUCUAGCAACCAGAUUUGCUGCUGCUUAUAGAAAACAUUAUGAGCAAGUAAUUAAUGCUAUUGGUAAUUUAAAUUUUCACCUUAUUGAAGGAUUAUGGAAAGCAUUUUGGCAAGCUGAAAGUUCAACUAAAAAUGGAAUAAGUGGCAACAGUGAUAAUGAAUGUAAAACUAACAAUGUUAAUAGUAAGGCUGGAACUCCUGGUUUAACAUUGGAACAAUUACACCAAUUAACCUCUAGUCCUGGUAUAGAGGCGGAAAAUGAUCAAGAGCCUCUAGCCUCGCUGAGUGAUUGGAUAUUACAAACAGAUUAUACACUUUACAAUUCCUUAAUAUCUGCAUUAUUACUUCCCAACCUUUUGAAACCCAUUCCCCAACAAUUAACUCAACAGAUUCGUAAUUUUGCCAAAAACAUACACAAUUGGAUGGGAGCAGCGCUUGUUGGAUACGACCAAACAUUUGUUGCUUCUAAAUUAGCUGCAGUUGGAGCUUUUAGCCAUACUUUACGAAGAUACACAUCUUUAAAUCAUUUAUCAUCGGCAGCUCAAGCAGUUCUGCAAAACCAACAACAAAUACAACAAAUGAUAAGCGACUUAAACCGUGUUGAUUUUAAAAACGUCCAAGAGCAGGCUUCAUGGGUGUGCCAAUGUGAUGACUCCAUUGUCGAUCAGAUCGAAAUAAGUUUCAAAUCUCUUCUCCAAGAACAAAAUCCAUUUGACCGUUGGGGCAUGUGGUGUGAACAAGUUUUAGAUACAUGCCUUCGAGAUAACGAUGUGCGCUCAGCGACGCAAUUCUUUUUUAAAUGGGGCUUUUAUAGCUCACUUGUGAUGAGAGAUCUCACUCUUCGUUCUGCCUCUUCUUUUGGUUCAUUCCAUCUCAUUCGAUUGCUUUUCGAUGAAUAUAUCUUUUACUUGAUUGAACAUAGAGUUGCUCAAGCUACUGGAAAGACGCCGCUCCAAGUAUUAGGAGAAGUUAGAAUGACAAUGGCCAAAUCAAAAGAAACUACGAAUCAACACUCGAGUUCAUAACUUUUUUUGCAACCUAUCAAUCAACGUACUUUUUUCCCAAAGAGCACCAAAAUUAUAUAUUCAAACUCAGAUUUUGAUCACACACCUUAGAUCGACCUUGCAUCAUUAUCCUUUGAUGUAAAUUACAUCGACCAAUCAACUCUACACUGUAUACCUUUAACAUGUUAACAAUAAAUUCAUAUAUUCCUUGCCUGAAUUAGAGUUGAUUUGUAA
Molecule: messenger RNA, 2137 nt
Organism: Tetranychus urticae (two-spotted spider mite)
Lineage: Eukaryota; Metazoa; Arthropoda; Arachnida; Trombidiformes; Tetranychidae
Product: DNA-binding protein RFX2
Biological process (GO): regulation of transcription by RNA polymerase II
Molecular function (GO): RNA polymerase II cis-regulatory region sequence-specific DNA binding; DNA-binding transcription factor activity, RNA polymerase II-specific
Source: RefSeq, a predicted model, not a curated record